This is a messenger RNA of Microthlaspi erraticum, 1116 nucleotides long. Lineage: Eukaryota; Viridiplantae; Streptophyta; Magnoliopsida; Brassicales; Brassicaceae. The record is from the annotation of a GenBank genome assembly.
AUGUCGCAGCCGGAGCAAUUACCAUGGGACUUGGUCGGAGAAAUCCUUUGUCGAGUGCCAACGAAAUACCUUGCUCGAUUCAGAACUGUAUGUAAGCAAUGGAAAGCUGUUUGGGAAGACAAGAGUUUCUUGAACAAGUACUUGUCUCGCGCGCGUCCUCAAUUCAUGAUACGGACCGAUUCUAAGAUUUGUUCGGUGGAAAUCAGUAUCGACGACAAGAACGAGGAUAACAUGUCGAUAGUGGAGCGUGAUGUAACUUUAGAAUAUGAAUGCAAAACAUAUACCAACUUAUGUUAUUGCGAUGGGUUUGUGCUGUAUGGUAUGUGCAAGAAAGGGUUUGUGAUUUGGAACCCUUGGGUGAGACAGCAUAGAUUUAUAGAGAAUCAAGAAUAUACUUUCGGGGGCGUAGGGUACGAUAAUAUCAGACCCGAAAGAGGUUACAAGAUCUUUGGGUAUAAUUUUUAUACCGAUAGGAGUAGUGGACAAUUCCAAUCCAAUGUUGCCAUCUACGAAUGCAAAUCUGAUGCGUGGAAGUUUAUUAAUGGCACUCGCGAAGAACCGCAUGGGAUAAUGCCAGACAGUAUCAUGUCUUUGAAUGGGAAUUUAUAUUUUAUCGCUUUUGAUACAAAGGCUUAUAAAUAUUUCAUCCAAAGCUUUGAUAUGUCAGAGGAUAUAUUCAAGACUAUUUGUGCUUUCCCUAGUAUUGAAGGUUCUUUCUCUACCCAAGCCCUGGCGGUUUUCAGGGGAGAUCGACUUUCUUUGUUAAUGCAGUCACGUCUGAGUAACAAGGUUGAGAUUUUCGUGACAAAGCAAAAGGUUGACGGGAACGGAGAGGCCCUAGUGUGGAUAAAUUUCAUGACAGUCUCAAUACCUAACUUUCCGAGAUUACUACCGCAUUAUCUUUCCCCUGAUCCUAGUUUCUUUGUUGAUAACAAGGACGAUAAGAGGCUCUUUGUGUGUGCUUGUGAUGGAACCGAGCAUCCUUGCAUCUACAUUGUGAAGGGAGAUGUGUUGAGGAAAAUUUCAAUAGAUACUUUGUUUGUUAAUAUGUUUACUUGUUUUAGAAGUUACAUCCCUAGUUUCAUCUCCAUUCCUUGCUGUGUACCUUGCGUGUAA